Molecule: messenger RNA, 1218 nt
Organism: Microthlaspi erraticum
Lineage: Eukaryota; Viridiplantae; Streptophyta; Magnoliopsida; Brassicales; Brassicaceae
Source: the annotation of a GenBank genome assembly
AUGACUUCCAUCCCUAAUGAUCUCAUUGAGGAGAUAUGCACGAGACUGCCUUCAAAGUCAAUCGCGAGGUUUCGUUGCGUGUCAAAGCAAUGGUGUUCCAUGCUUCACCGUCCAGAUUUCACCGAGUUGUUCCUGACAAGGUCAUCGGCUCGUCCACGUCUCUUAUUCGCCAUCGAAGGAAAAGAUGAGUGGAGCUUCUUCUCGAUGACUCAGCCUCAUAAUCCAUAUAAGAAGUCGUCGUCUCUUGUAGUCGCCGCUGAUUUUCAUAUGACGUUCCCUAGUGGCCGUGGAUUAAUGUCAUGUUUUCCUGGCUAUGCCUCUGGUUUGAUCUGUCUCACCCAGAUGCCAUUCUUAAACAAGGAGGUUACAUCGUCCAUAAUAUGCAAUCCUAACACGGGACAGUACUCGAUCUUACCUAUACCGAUAAAGCACACAUAUAUGAGACCCUUUUUAGGGUUUGAUCCGAUUGACAAGCAGUUCAAGGUAUUGUUCAUCAAGGAUGAUACAUCUUAUUAUGAUGAUGCUGGUCCUAGAAUUCUGACAUUAGGAGCUGAAAAAAUGAGGUUGAGGAAGAUCCAAUGUCCCUUAACCCAUUGGCCUUUGUUUCCCAAGGGGAUAUGUAUCAAUGGUGUUUUGUAUUAUAUAGCCGAAACUAAGGAUACAAGAGUGAUCGUUUGCUUUUAUGUUAGGUCCGAGGAAUUCAAGUUUAUUGACGUAGAAUAUUUUAGUUUUUUGGGUAUCAAAUGGAUAAACUUUAAGGGUAUAUUUGGUUUGACCAAGUGGGUUCCUGAUGCCGCUGAGUUGCGUUUGUCGGUUCUAGAGGAUGUUGAAGAAGAGGAAUGGACAGAAUAUUUGUGCACUUUGAGGGAUGGUAUGAUCGUUGAUCAACUCACUGCUUCCGCCCUUAGAGUGGUUGGAGUGACUGCUACGGGUGAAAUCGUUUUGUCCAAGCUUUGUUUAUCUAAACCGUUUUAUGUUUUCUUCGUAAGGCCCGGAAGGAGUAGCACUCUCCAACGUGUUGAAAUCCAAGGUAUUGGAGACUACAAUGUCGAGAAUUCGAAUGAUCAUUUUGUUGAAUUCUUUGUAGACCAUGUAGAGGAUCUUAAUCUUAAUGAUGUAAAGUAUCUCAAGUCAAGCGAAGGCCUAAACAGCAUUAGGAAAAUGCCAAAACUACAACAUAUGGAGGAGGUAGGAGAAAGGGAUAGGGACAUGAGUUAA